AUGUCCACUAAAGUUGUUAAUGUUGCCGUUAUCGGUGCCGGUGUCGUUGGUUCAUCUUUUUUGGAUCAAUUGUUGGCCAUGAAGUCUAGCAUUACUUAUAACUUGGUUCUUUUGGGUGAAGCUGAACGUUCGUUGAUUUCUAAGGACUUUUCUCCAUUGAACGUUGGCUCUGACUGGAAGGCUGCUUUGGCUGCUGCCACCGACAAGACAUUGCCAUUGGACGAUUUGAUUGCCCAUUUGAAGACUUCCCCUAAGCCAGUCAUUUUGGUAGAUAACACUUCUAGUGCUUACAUUGCUGGUUUUUACACCAAGUUUGUCGAAAAUGGUAUUUCUAUUGCUACUCCAAACAAGAAGGCCUUUUCCUCCGAUUUGGCUACCUGGAAGGCUCUUUUCUCAAAUAAGCCAACCAACGGUUUGGUCUACCAUGAAGCCACUGUCGGUGCUGGUUUGCCUAUUAUUAGUUUUUUGAAAGAAAUCAUUCAAACUGGCGACGAAGUUGAAAAAAUCGAAGGUAUCUUCUCUGGUACUUUAUCCUACAUUUUCAACGAAUUCUCCACUAGUGAAGCCAACGACAUCAAAUUUUCUGACGUUGUCAAGGUUGCUAAGAAUUUAGGUUACACGGAACCAGACCCAAGAGAUGAUUUAAAUGGGUUGGACGUUGCCAGAAAGGUUACCAUUGUUGGUAGAAUAUCUGGUGUUGAGGUGGAAUCACCAACUUCCUUUCCAGUCCAGUCUUUGAUCCCAAAGCCAUUGGAAUCUAUUGAAUCCGCUGAUGAAUUUUUGGAAAAGUUAUCUGAUUAUGACAAAGAUUUGACUCAAUUGAAGAAAGAGGCCGCAACUGAAAACAAGGUAUUGAGAUUUAUUGGUAAAGUUGAUGUUGCCACCAAAUCUGUUUCUGUGGGAAUUGAAAAGUAUGACUAUUCUCACCCAUUCGCUUCAUUGAAGGGCUCUGACAAUGUUAUUUCUAUCAAAACUAAGCGUUACACCAAUCCUGUUGUCAUUCAAGGUGCCGGUGCAGGCGCUGCUGUUACUGCCGCCGGUGUCUUGGGUGAUGUAAUCAAGAUUGCUCAAAGACUUUAG
Molecule: messenger RNA, 1080 nt
Organism: Saccharomyces kudriavzevii IFO 1802
Lineage: Eukaryota; Fungi; Ascomycota; Saccharomycetes; Saccharomycetales; Saccharomycetaceae
Gene: HOM6
Product: homoserine dehydrogenase
Exons: 1
Coding region: 1-1080 (359 amino acids)
Biological process (GO): aspartate family amino acid biosynthetic process; L-homoserine biosynthetic process
Molecular function (GO): aspartate kinase activity; NADP binding; homoserine dehydrogenase activity
Source: RefSeq, a predicted model, not a curated record